AGCGAAGAAACAAGUGAUCUUGACACCACCGGUAUCGGUACUAUAGAUCCUAACCUUAUGUGGCAAGCCAUUCAAGGCCUUGAAAAGAAGAGUGACCUUUGGGCGGGAACGCUUAAUAAACGCAUCACCGAUGCUUCACUUAAGCUGAAAAUACCGGAAACAGCUGUGGCAGAGCAUAGUUAAUAGAGGGAAUGGUUAUGAAACCCGACAAAGUUCUUUGUUGUAUGUUUUUGUUCUCUUUUUUGGCCUUGACCCUGCACAAAACACAAUAGUUGUUUACUCCGUAUUGAGGAACUAACCAAUAGAAACGUGCUGGUUACGUAAUUCAUGCAUAACGUAUGAACGCAAAACAAAAGAUUGUGCAGGGUCGUGGACCUUCUAACAUAAAUCUUGGCAUCUUUGUUUGCUCCUUUGAUGUUUGCCGGGCUUCACAACCAGUCACCUCCAUUAACUAUGGGCAGAGUGACUCGAACUCCCAAUCGAGACCUUCAACCAAAAAAGUAAAAACAGCUUUCUCAGUUCCGCGGAUUACUCAUCGGACGAAUCUGAUGGAAACGUGCAUUCCAUUCUUGGAAAGGAAAGGGAAGAAAAGCAAGAUGGCGACUCUCGCUACAAUCUGCUGAAGGAGAUCGAAGAGGAAUAG
Messenger RNA from Porites lobata, 643 nucleotides. The record is from the annotation of a GenBank genome assembly. NCBI's taxonomy places the organism in Eukaryota, Metazoa, Cnidaria, Anthozoa, Scleractinia, Poritidae.